Messenger RNA from Paramecium pentaurelia, 385 nucleotides. The record is from the annotation of a GenBank genome assembly. Lineage: Eukaryota; Ciliophora; Oligohymenophorea; Peniculida; Parameciidae.
AUGAAAAAAUUCAAAAUUUUGAAUUAAGCAAAUUUGAAGGUAAUUAUAUUUUUUAUUUCAGUCAAGUAAAAAUUAGGAGCAUUCAUCUAAAAUAGAUGAUCAUUAAGUAAUUUUUGCAGCAAUUGUAAAUUUAUAUAUAAUAAAUUAGUUAUAGAAAAUGCAGGGCAAAGUUAUUAAUUGUACAUUUUACUUGAAAUAUAUAGCUUUUUAUUAUAUUUUCUUGAUUUGGAUGCCUCUAUUGAUUUUGAUAGUAAAUGAAUUUAUAAUUGGAAUUGUGGCUAUAAGAAUAUGUAUGAUGAUUUUGUAAACUCAGAAUUUAUGGCCCAAGUCAUUUAUGCAUUCUUAGAAACAAAUUUUUUAAUAAUUAUAGGUUUCAUUUUUAUGA